Hevea brasiliensis (rubber tree) is the source of this 1121-nucleotide messenger RNA. RefSeq names its product histone H3.3. Gene Ontology annotation, cellular component: nucleosome. Gene Ontology annotation, molecular function: protein heterodimerization activity; DNA binding; structural constituent of chromatin. Lineage: Eukaryota; Viridiplantae; Streptophyta; Magnoliopsida; Malpighiales; Euphorbiaceae. Bases 363 to 773 code for a protein of 136 amino acids. The record is from RefSeq and is a predicted model, not a curated record. The transcript is spliced from 4 exons.
AGAAUGGGAAAACCGAGUUUACAUGGCGGGUUUGUGCUGCCACGAGUUGGUCGGUUACCUUUCUGAAAGAAACACAGGUCGGCGUCGCUGGCAAUCCAUUACGAAAAAAAUCAACCAAUCAGAGGCCUACAACUCAGCUUAAAAGACUUUUCAAAAUCCUGAUCCCUUCACUAUACCGUUGAAGACUUCAAAUCCGCGUUCGCGUGUAACUAAUCUCUCUCUUAUAUAAAGCCCGUACGGUACCUUUACUUGUCUAAUUCUCUCUCUCGUGAUCCUGGGUCGCCUCUAACAAAAGGGCAGAAUCAUCGUUCUCUGCAGCUCUAAAUUUUGUCAAUCAAUAAUUUUCGUAUAUCCAAAAGAAAAUGGCUCGCACGAAGCAAACUGCUCGCAAAUCAACGGGAGGAAAGGCUCCAAGGAAGCAGCUAGCCACAAAGGCUGCAAGGAAGUCUGCUCCAACGACUGGUGGAGUUAAGAAGCCUCAUCGUUACCGCCCUGGAACUGUGGCUCUCCGUGAAAUCAGAAAGUAUCAAAAAAGCACUGAGCUUUUGAUCCGCAAGUUGCCCUUCCAGCGCCUGGUUCGUGAAAUAGCUCAAGAUUUCAAGACUGAUUUGAGGUUCCAGAGCCAUGCGGUGCUGGCACUUCAGGAGGCUGCAGAGGCCUAUUUGGUGGGUUUGUUCGAGGAUACCAAUCUCUGCGCUAUUCAUGCCAAGCGGGUAACUAUAAUGCCCAAGGACAUUCAGCUGGCUAGGCGUAUCCGUGGUGAACGUGCCUAGAUGUUUUUUCACUUGCCUUGGCUUAUUAGGUUAGGGAAUGGAGUUCCUUUUCUCGCUUGGCUGCUUUAUAGAAUUUCGAAGUUAGAUAAGGAGUUGAAAAUCUUAUUGAUAUCAUUAGAAUUUUUAUGAAAUUUAUCUCUCUGGAUGAUCUUCAAAACUCCCAAUGCCAAUAUUUUUCAACUCUUCUUCCACAAGAUUAGAGAUUUCAUAUUUUUAUUAGAAAGAUAUUUCCUAAAUCAGUAUCCUAUUUACUAUGUUGGGAAAUUCUGAGGUCUUUCCCUUGUUUGUAAUCAUCUCUCACCUAACGGCUGCUUGUUUCUUGUUAACAAACGGAAAGAAUUGUUUUUA